AUGCCUGGCUUUUGCAAAGUCGGUACAGGCUACAACGACAAGAUUGACAUGACGUCAGACGGUUUCAUCUCCGUGACUGAUUCCGUGCAUCUGUUACAGAAGCUCGAGUUCGAGGCCAUUUACGUCGAUGAGGCCCACCACCCUUUGCCCGAAGGAUUGCCAAGAUGCAACGACAUCUUCAAGUUUUCGGCCACGCAUAAAGAAAAAGUUGAUUUUCGGUACAGCCUGGGUGAGGCGAUCCAGCAAGGGGUGCUGUGCGACUACGACCUCACCGUACCCGUGACGACCGAAGGUCAUCCCUACGUUUGCCUUGCGAGUUUGCUGCUUUCGCAGGCUGGGCGAUUUCGGCGGGUGCUCGCCUACUGCAACUCCAUUGCAGAAGCCAAACGAUUCCGGCAGGUGUUGGAGACCGUCGGAUUGGCAGCGUGGCACAUAAAUGGGCAUACAAGCCGAAAAGAGCGAGAGAGGGUGAUGAACGAAUUUUCCGGGGAGCUGCGGAAGCCGGUACAUGUGCUGGUCACUGUUCAGGUCCUCGGCGAGGGAGUCAACAUCCCGAAUGCCGACACAUGCAUGUUCGUGGAGCCCAAAAGCAGCUAUGUGAGCAUCAUACAAGCCAUCGGGCGGGUGCUGCGGCCUCAUCCAUCGAAGCCUAUGGCUCACGUCGUGCUACCUGCGAUUGCAGCCCCUGCCAUGCCGGAGAGGGCUCCCUUCGCGGCGAGUGAUCCGGUAAGAGGCGCCGCGUCCGCGACCCCAAAGUCGAUCUGUGUGGAGGAUGAUGUCCAGGACCUGGAAGCACUGCUGGACGACGUGGACGGGUUGCGAGUGACAGCCGCUGGAAAGGCUGGGACUGGCAGCAAGAGCACCUUUCCUGCUAAGUGCAGCCAGGCCAGCGGUGACCACCAGCUGCCCAACGAGCCAAGGGAAACUUCGAGACAUUUUCAAGCAGAGGGCAGCGACACUGAGAGCAGGUGCCAGUCUGCCGGCCGCCGGGAUUGCUCUAUGGAAUCGCCUGUGCCAGCUACGCCGGCCAAGCUGCAAAUCAAGCAAAGCGUCGGAAAGGCCGAACCAUGCCGCAGCUCCCACAUGGAAGCCGGGACACCGGGCAGUGAGGCGAGUGCCGAGUUCCACGCCCCCGUCACGACAGUUUUGAGCGAAGACGCACCCGUUCUGGUCUCGGGAACCUCUGCAGAGAAUCCGUCUGCUAAUGGACUUAAUGCUGAGUCUGGCAUCAGCUCCAGCAUCUCGACAUCUUCAAGAUCAUGCCAUGAAGAUGGAGGCGACACGGCAAAAGUGCGCCUUCACCAUGUUAAGUAUCCAGCAGAAGCGCACAUGUUGCUGAGCCAGAGAGCAUAUUCGGGAUCUUCAACGAGGAAGCCAACGGUGGACAGGAAAAUUAUGACACCCAGGCUCAAAGCAAAGGCGUUUGGUGAUGGCAAUUGCGGCAGUGCGAAGAUCGACCAGCUUGACAGGUUUUUGGAGGCGAUAGCAAAGGCAGACAGCAGGUUUGUCAAGGCAGAUUUCCAGCAUAUGCAGUCUCGUCUGUGGGUGACGGACUGCAGACUGAAGCAGCCCGUAAUGCAGCAGCUCCUAGUUCGCGAUGUGCAAUAUCAGCUUGCUUUGAUCCUGCAGCAGCGUGAUCCGUGGGAACUACGAUUGCGAGCAGUCGAAAGGUUCGAUCGAGCUCAUGGCAGACUUCCACGAGAAUUCGGCGAUCUGUUCGGAGAGAGAACUUUGGGACUGUGGCUGCAGCAAACCGGUGUUCCGUUCCGGAAGCAGUUGAUCCCGACGCUGAGGAGGCAGAAGCUCUUGAACUCGUCGUGUCAGAGGUUGCAGGCGCGCAUUGCGAAGUGGCUCGAUCCCGGCACAGCCUUUGAGGCAAGAUUGAAGGAACUCCGGAAGUUCGUAGAGCUUCACCAGCGUAUGCCUAGAAGAAGCAAAAAAUCAAAGGCCGAAUGCACAUUGGCCAACAGGCUGCAGUGGUUUGCACGUCCAGAUAUCAAAGGCAGGGAAGAGUGCCUCCGGCUGUUGGAAAUGGAGGGCCGCAUCAUUGCAGAGUGGGCCAAGUCAAAGCGAUCGAAAAAGCACCAAUUCAGAAAUGCAAGAUGGAAGAUGCGGCUGGACACGUUAAUUGAGCAUCUGACCAAUCUGACCAGGACAGGUAGUAUGUCGCGAUCGCUUGGAAGAACUCUAGCUGCAGAGCAGCGGCUUUAUGAUUGGUUGUACAGACAGCGUAGACAAUGGGAUAGUCUUCCAUUGGAGCUCAGAGCAGAGCUCUUGAACUCGCACCCAGCUAUCGCAUCUUUCCUGCGAACCGUGCCAUCGGCGAGGAAUGCAUGCCAUUGGCCAAAAUCGGAGCCGUCGGGCGUUUGA
Molecule: messenger RNA, 2370 nt
Organism: Symbiodinium sp. CCMP2456
Lineage: Eukaryota; Dinophyceae; Suessiales; Symbiodiniaceae
Source: the annotation of a GenBank genome assembly